UCCCGGCGCAGCAGAAAUCAAAGCAGUCGCUGCCCGGCCGUCGUCGGUGUUGGUUGUUGUUGUGGGUGUGUGAGAGUGGAUCGGACGCGGAAAUUGAGAGUGGAAGUGCAGGAUGGAACAUUCAGUGAUUUAAAUUUGUGGGCAAUUGUGUCGAACUAGUUGCCGGACAGACGGAGCACGGAAAUUCGGUUCAAGAUGCGGCUGGUGCCGGCUGCACCACUGUGUGUGCUGUGCUGUAUCACCGUCACCACAUUCUCCACCACCGCCGCUGCCGCCGCCGCCGCGGUCUCUGCCGGACCAGCUGCCGCCUCUCUCGUCACAAACGACGAUGGCUGGCGGGGCAGCGACGCCGACGGCGAGGGCAACUUCCUCGUCAGUCCGGACGCGCAGGCCGACUUUGUGGUUCCAGCCGGGUUCCAGGUUAUGGACCUGACGCGCGAGGCACACCGCAUCCCCGGCCAGCCGGCGCGGUACCUGAUUCUGUCGAGCCGCGUGGUGCGUCCCGGCCACCCGUACCGCCUCUCUGUGAACGUGCUGGAUAACCGACAACCAGUGGUGGUGCGCGCCGCCCUGUUCAGGGACUCGGUGCGACUGAGCGGCGUGCAGCGAGAGUGUGCCGAGAACAGCAUGAGCCUGCUCGAAAUACCGGUGCCGUCCAACAGCGGGCCGGGCCGGUACCGUCUACACGUGGAGGGGAACGAGCCGGAUCAGCUGGAGGGCUCGCUGUUCCGUAACCAGACCGAGCUGCGGUUUGAGGCCCGCUCGCUGACCAUGCUGGUGCAGAUGGACAGCCCCGUCUACCGGCAGCUGCAGACAGUCCGGUUCCGGGUGGUACUGCUGGGAACCGAUCUCAAGUCGUUCAAGUCAUCGGCAGACGUCCGGCUGCUGGAUCCGAACGGCAUCAUCAUGAAGCGAUGGCCGUCACUGCAGUCGAACACUGGCCUGGUGUCUGCCGAGUACCCGCUGGGGGAUCAGCCGGUCGAGGGCAGCUGGAAGGUGCGUGUUACGGCUCGCGGUCAAACUGAGGAGCAACCCUUCCUGGUGGAGGUCUACCAGCCGCCAAAGUUUGAGGUGCUGGUGGAGACGCCGGCGCUGCUGCGCACCUCUGACCCGGCCCUGCACGUCACUGUAACGGCCGACUACAGCUCCGGCGGCGGGGCCGUGUCGGGUCAGCUGACCCUGCUGGCAGAGGCGGCCCCGCUGCACCGACACGUCGGCUGGAGGGCCAAACAGGUCGUCCUCGAGACCAUCCACUCGUUUUCGGGCCGCCACCAGACGUCCGUGCCGAUGUCUCAGCUGCUGCAGCUGCUGCAGCCGCUGGACGGCUCCGAGGUCAAGGUCACGGCGCAGCUAGUGGAUGACCAGCUGCAGGUCACUGGUCAGGGUCACAGCGCCACCCGCGUCUACGGAGACACCAUCCAGCUGAAAUUCCUGGGCGGGCCCAGCCAGGUGUUCCGCGCGCACAUGCCGUUCAGGGCACAUCUGGUGGCCCAUAUGACGGACGGCUCCCGUCUCAGUCCGGAGCGGCUGGUCCGACACCGGCUGGACGUCCAGCCGGAGCUGGUCUUCAGGGACGGCAAGCGGUUCAAGAUGUCGAAGCGGCGUGCUCAGAUGUCUCCGAACCACCCGGGCGUCUGGGAGGUGGAGGUCGUUCUGUAUGAGGAGCGGGAUUUCAACCAGCGUAUGGACCACGUGCGCUACCUGCGGCUGAGCGCCUCUCUGAAGGACUACCGCGGCAAGACGGCCCGUGCCGAGGCGGUGGCGGCUGCUGUGCACACGCCCUCCAAUCUGCACCUGCACCUGGCCACCUCCACACACUUCCCUAAGGUGGGCGAAUAUCUGGUGCUACACGUGCGCUGCAACUUCUUCAUCGACCACUUCCGCUACGUGGUGUUCUCCAAAGGCAUCCUGCUGGACCACGGCCUCGUCAAAAUGAAGGCGCCGCUGCACACGUUCCCCAUACCGGUGACACCCCAGAUGGCGCCAGAGGCCACUGUGCUCAUCUUCCACCUGACCCCGUACGGCCAGGUGGUCAGCGACACACUCCGCUUCCCCGUCUCCGGACUCUCCAGAAAUAAUUUCACGGUGUCGGUGGCUCGCACCACGCACCCGAACCAGCCCCGGUUCGGGGUCGAGGUGUCGGUCAAAGGUCGCCAGGGGGCCACCGUGGGCCUGGCCGCCUUCCAGUCGCACCUCUACCAGGUCGCCGCCGGAACAGACGUCUCCAGCUUCAAGCUGAUGCGAGCCAUGCAGAAGUUCGACCACAGCGCCUCUAGCGGCGAGUUUGCUCAUCAGUGGACGACGGACGACGGCCUUCCCGGCCCUACCGUUCAUCUGGCCUCUCACCGAACAGCAUUUGGCUUCAACGAAACGCUCGAAGACUCGGAGCUGCUUGUGCUCACGGAUGCCGGGGUUCCUCCGCGGCCGCCGCCACCUCCCUGCACUCUGGGGGGCCGGCGAGCCUGCAGGGCGGGCGGCUGUUACCCCACCUCGGCCCGCUGCGACGGCCGCUUCGACUGUGACGAUAUGUCCGACGAGUCAGGGUGCGACUCUAGUCUUCACUCUGGCGUGGACGAGUUCCUGUUGCGGAGGCGGAGUCGGGUGCUGUCGGACUUCAUGCCGACUUGGCUAUGGCGCGACGUCACCAUUGGCAAGAACGGGCACAUCAUCGUGCAGGCGGACGGGCCGAACGUGACGUCAAAGUGGACCGUCUCCAGUAUCGGCGUGGGCGAGGAGAACGGUCUCGGCUACGUGCACACGGCGGCAAAGUACUCAGUGACCCGUCAGCUGGAGGCCGCCGCCAGCCUGCCCACCGCCUGUGUGCUCGGGGAGCAGCUCGGCCUGAUAGUCACCCUCCGCAGCAGGGCCAACAGCAGCGUCACCGUCAACCUGGUGCUGGCCAAGUCGCCCCGCUACCGCUUCGUCAGUCUGGCAGAGUUCGGAAAACAGCCGGGCAGCGUGCGCCGCUCGGAUGACGCCCUGGUAGAACACCGCACCGCCGUGGCGCUGGCAGCCCGGCAGACCAGGACCGUCACGCUGCCCGUGGAGCCGCUGGUCACGGGCACCGUCACCGUGACGCUCUACACGGAGCACCAGGGUGUCAAACACUUCCUCAGGGAGACGGUCUCCGUCAGGCUACCCGGCGUACCCUCGGAGGAGCACACGGUUCUACUAGCGGACGUCACGGCCCGGCCGUACCUGUACCAGUUCCUGGACGUACCGCGUCCCCAUUUGGUGGUACCCGACUCGUACCACGCCACCAUAUCACUCACCGGCGGUGUGGUCGGACCGUGGGCUGAUGCAGAGGACCUGCCCACCGCGCCGCGGACCGCCGACGCGGCGCUCAGCCGCCUGCUGAUGACGCUCUAUGAGAUGACGUACCUGGCGCCGGAGCGGCCGCGCGCUGACGCCCUGAUGAGCCGACUCUCCACUGCCUACCAGAGCCUGCUGACCUUCCGGCGAACGGACGGCGGCUUCGCGCUGUACAGCAGUGACCAGCCGGGCAGUAUCUGGAUGACCGCCCAUGCCACGCUGGCUCUGGCCAAACUGCGCCGAUCGCCGCGCCGCCAGCGGUCGCUACUCGACACUAAGGUUCUCUCCAGCGCCGCUAGGUGGCUGCUGCAGGCGCAGCAGAGCUCUGGUCUGUUCCGAGAAGAGACCGUGGCGGCUGACCAGCGGUACAAUGAUACCGGUGACGUAAUGCUGACGUCACACGCGCUGAUGGCGCUGACCGAGGUGGCAAAACUGCAGGAGGAUGAGGAUGCGGAUAUUGCUGAUGGCUUAGAGACACUGGAGCGUCUGGCCGUGCCGGGUCUGGCCGAGGGCGUGGCCUCCGCCACCGGUCUGCUAUCUGUCCGGGUCCGUGGCUCACUGACAGCCCUGCAGGCGGCACUGGCGGCCCUGGCGCUGGCUGGUGGCGGCGGCCGGGCGGCCAGCGACGCGCGGGAGCUGCUCUCCAGUCAGCUCAGGGAUGAGGGCGAGUUUAUGUACUGGAGUCGCGAGCCGCACCCGCUGCCGGCCUACCGUCUGGAGGAGCAUGUGCCGUACCUGCAGCCGCGGCGUACCUUCAGCCGCGAGUCGGAGAACGUGCUGACCACGGCGCUGGCGCUCAGGGCGUACGUGGCCCUGGGUCAACACCGCACGGAGCCCAUCGUCCGCUGGCUACAGGCCAGGAGGGCAACAGACUUCGGCUGGAUUGGAUACAUGGACACCCUAGCGGUGACGGAAGCGCUGAUGGACUACUCCAAAGCGCGGCACGUUCAAAAGGAGGCGGACAUUCAGAUGGACGUGGAGACGGCCGGUGGAAGGGACAGUUUACACACGCACGACCAGACGGCCGGCGCUCGGCAGGAGCUGCAGAUCACCGACCCGAGCGAGGGUCUGAAGCUGCGAUUCACCGGGUCAGGGGUGGCCCUGGCUCAGCUGAGCGUUCAGUACCGACUCUUCUCUCGGAAGGAGGAGGGUGACAUUUUGCUGGACGUGGACGCGGGUCACCACAGUCCGAACGGAUCGCACGUCACCAUCGGACUCUGCGUCAGACUCUCCGACCUAUCUGAGCGUCGCGUCUCGGGCGCCGUGGCCGUACUCGCUGACGUACCCUCGGGCUACGGCGUGUCAGCGGCGGCACUCCGUCAGUACGUACACAGCGGGGCCGUGCCGCGACUGGUGGCGGCGGAACUCACCGCAGCACAUCGACUGCAGCUCGUCUUCAGCUCGCUGGUCUCAGCGCCGGUGUGCGCGCGCAUCACGGUAGUCCGAUGGUUCGCCGUGACAAACAUGUCCCGCAGCCUCUCGGCAGAGGCGUACCCGCUUCAUGAGCCCGAGCGCCGCUCGUCGGCCAUGUUCGACGUCUCGGAGCUGUCCCGGUACGGUCUGUGUGACCUCUGCGGCAGCUACCAGUGCGGCGGGUGCACGGCCUCCAGCCGGACCAGCAGCGCCGCGCCGACCUCGGCACCACUGGUGACCCUGCUGGUGACCCUACUGGUGACGCUGGUGCUGCCAGUGAUACCUGCGAGGGUUUGGAGGUGACUGACGGAGCUGUGACCGGCCGCGAGGGCCUGACUGCCCAGAGAAGGGACCCAGCUAUGCAAUGUCGAUGGGGUGGCGCAAGGAAGCGUGCUGUGCCCUGCACUGUUCGUGAUGUCCAAAUUCCCUGUCGACGGGACAGUGUUCGGUUGCUCGCGGGUCUGAAUGUUUAUCGGCGUUUUGUUGCGGCCGCCGGUGCCGCCAGGCGCGGCGGCUCACGUCGGGCCGACAGGGACGUGCCAAACUGAGUUCGAGUUGCUUCGUUUUUGUUACCGUUUUGCUCAGAGCCGCGCGGACACCGCCGUGCGAUGUCGCGUGUUUUGGUGUCACUGCCGUCGCCCUGUUUCAGAAUGCUUGCUUUGGGUUGCACUGCCAGUUGACGACGAGCGUGCUGGGUCCAGGAGGCAACACGUUUGUGACUCUCCCGAUCGGGAGAUUUCACGGUCUCAGAAAUUUCCAGUUACGUAAGCGGAGAGCUGCCUGUUGUGUGAGCGAUUUCGGCGAGGUUGGUUAGAUGCGAUUUAUGUUCGAUCGCACCGAGUGAAUCGAGAGAUGUGUAUGGCGAAACGAGAGCGCACGAGACGCGAACAUGGAUGUAAUCUAGUCAAUGGCGACAGCUACUGAAUGUGGGCCGGGAGAACUGUGACGUAACUUUUCUGGUGACAGCAGCGCCUGGUCAGCUGUAAAGCUAGUAUUUAUUGAUUAGCCGACUGUACAGAUACCGAUGAUUAUUUGUAUACGUGAAUACAGCCAAGUAUGCCAUGU
Amphibalanus amphitrite is the source of this 5790-nucleotide messenger RNA. RefSeq names its product CD109 antigen-like. Gene Ontology annotation, cellular component: extracellular region. Gene Ontology annotation, molecular function: protein binding; endopeptidase inhibitor activity. The record is from RefSeq and is a predicted model, not a curated record. Bases 196 to 5028 code for a protein of 1610 amino acids. Lineage: Eukaryota; Metazoa; Arthropoda; Thecostraca; Balanomorpha; Balanidae. The transcript has 29 exons.